This is a messenger RNA of Labrus bergylta (ballan wrasse), 2918 nucleotides long. It is a transcript of the gene pfkla, whose product is annotated as phosphofructokinase, liver a. Gene Ontology annotation, biological process: fructose 1,6-bisphosphate metabolic process; fructose 6-phosphate metabolic process; canonical glycolysis. The record is from RefSeq and is a predicted model, not a curated record. Gene Ontology annotation, cellular component: 6-phosphofructokinase complex; cytoplasm; membrane. Lineage: Eukaryota; Metazoa; Chordata; Actinopteri; Labriformes; Labridae. Gene Ontology annotation, molecular function: ATP binding; identical protein binding; AMP binding.
GAGUCCAGAAGUGUCAGCGCUGACUGUUUUCAGAGAGUAAACCUGCAGAAAGGAGGAAGCGACAUCUGGGUUGACCUCAGGCUUACCAAACCAACACUUUCCUUCACUCGUUAACAGUCAUUUCUUAAUUGUCCUCCAGUUUGUCUGUUUUAAAAGUGAGAAAAUGUCUUCGAUGGACUUGGAGAAGCUGAAGAUGACGGGAGCUGGUCGAGCCAUAGCGGUGCUGACCAGCGGAGGAGAUGCACAAGGGAUGAAUGCUGCUGUCAGAGCUGUGACAAGAAUGGGCAUCUAUGUGGGAGCGAAGGUCUAUGUUAUAUAUGAGGGAUACCAGGGCCUGGUGGACGGGGGAGACAACAUCAAACUGGCACACUGGCACAGUGUGACCAACAUCAUCCAACAGGGUGGGACUGUGAUUGGAAGCGCCCGCUGCAAGGCCUUCACCACUCGGGAGGGGAGGCUUGGCGCUGCCUUCAACCUGGUGAAGAAAGGCAUCACUAACCUGUGCGUGUGCGGUGGAGACGGCAGCCUCACAGGAGCGAACAUUUUCCGCAGUGAGUGGAGCGGCCUGCUGGAUGAGCUUGUAAAGAAAGGGAGGAUCACAGACACGCUGGCCAAGCAGCACGACCACCUGAACAUCGUGGGUCUCAUUGGCUCAAUCGAUAACGACUUCUGCGGCACAGACAUGACCAUCGGGGCCGAUUCUGCACUGCACCGCAUCAUGGAGAUAAUUGACGCGAUCAUGACCACUGCACAAAGCCACCAGCGCACUUUUGUUCUGGAAGUCAUGGGGCGACACUGUGGAUAUCUGGCCUUGGUGUCUGCACUGGCCUCUGGAGCAGACUGGCUCUUUAUUCCAGAGCUUCCUCCGCUGGAGGGUUGGCAGGACCGUAUGUGCGCCCGUCUAGAAACGAGCCGCAUCAAGGGAUCCAGGCUUAACAUUAUCAUCGUAGCAGAAGGUGCAAUCAAUAGAAAUGGAGAGCCCAUAUCCACAACUUACAUAAAAGAUCUGGUAGUAGAGAGGCUGGGUUACGACACCAGAGUGACAGUACUCGGGCAUGUUCAGCGUGGAGGAACUCCCUCAGCAUUUGACAGAAUACUGAGCAGUAAGCUGGGGGUGGAGGCGGUGGUGGCUCUGAUGGAGGCCUCUCCUGACACACCCCCCUGUGCCAUCGGCCUGUCGGGUAACCAAGCUGUCCGUCUGCCUCUGAUGGAGUGUGUUGAGAUGACUAAGUUGGUGCAGAAGGCCAUGAAUGAGAAGCGGUUUGAAGAAGCUGUUAAACUGCGUGGAGGGAGUUUUGAAAACAACUUGAAUAUCUACAAGCUCCUUUCCUUCCAAAAGCCUUCCCAGGCUCAGAGCAAUUUCUCUUUGGCUGUUCUGAACGUGGGAGCUCCUGCUGCAGGGAUGAAUGCAGCCGUGAGAUCUGCCGUGAGAAUAGCGAUGGCUCAAGGGCAUAAGGUCUAUGCUGUCCAUGAUGGCUUCCAAGGACUCGCCAAAGGAGACGUUUUUGAGAUGGAAUGGCACAAAGUGGCAGGAUGGACCGGACAAGGAGGAUCACUACUGGGAACCAAACGAACUCUUCCAAACAAACACCUGGGGAAGAUUGUGGAAACCAUCACCAAGUUCAGCAUCUCAGCUCUGCUUGUAAUUGGAGGGUUUGAGGGUUACGAAGGUGUGCUGCAACUGUUUGAAGCCCGGGGUCGCUACGAUGAGCUCUGCAUCCCCAUGUGUGUAAUCCCUGCCACCAUCAGCAACAACGUCCCCGGAACCGACUUCAGCCUCGGAGCAGACACGGCCGUCAACGCUGCCAUGGAGGGUUGUGACAAGAUCAAGCAGUCAGCCAGUGGGACCAAAAGACGAGUGUUUGUGGUGGAGACAAUGGGGGGAUUCUGCGGCUACCUGGCAACCUCUACAGGCAUAGCUGUGGGAGCUGAUGCUGCCUAUAUCUUUGAAGACCCCUUCAACAUCCAUGACCUGAAGACCAAUGUGGAGCAUUUGUCUGAAAAGAUGAAAAAGGACAUCCAGAGGGGUCUGGUGCUGAGAAAUGAAAAAUGCCAUGAGAACUACACUACAGAUUUCAUCCACAGGCUGUAUUCAUCAGAGGGGAAGGGCAUCUUUGACUGCAGAGUCAACGUGCUGGGACACCUUCAGCAGGGAGGCUCGCCUUCUCCUUUUGAUAGAAACUUCGGCACCAAGUUGGGUGUGAGGGCUAUCCAGUGGCUUUCAGAGAGAAUGACUGAAAACUUCAGACAAGGUCGCGUGUUUGCCAACUCACCAGACACAGCGUGUGUGCUCGGUCUAAACAGGAAGGUCAUCUCAUUCAUCCCAGUAACUGAACUGAAGGAAGUGACUGACUUCGAACACCGGAUGCCAAAGUUCCAGUGGUGGCUUACACUUCGGCCGCUGCUCAAAAUGUUGGCCAAAUACCAAACCAGCUUCUGUGAAUAUGUCCCCGGAGAGAUCGAGCAUGUGACUCGACGCUCCAUCAGCAUCGACUCUGGGUUUUAGGCUCUCUGACAAGGCAAUAUUCUCUGUGCACUUUCAACCCUUAUCCUACUCAGAUACUACGGAGCUUUACCUGGAGACAGGACGCAAGACUUUAAAACGUAACAUUGAUCUCAGUGUGUUCUUGUAUCAUAGUAGCUACUGAAUGUUCAAUCAUGUAAAAAAUGUACUUCAAGAGUUCACAACAUAUUGAAUGAGAUUCAACAGUGCUGGUUUUGUUUUGUAAUGUGCAACAGUUAAGCCUUUGUAUGGUCAAAUCACUGCAUAAAGACAACCAGGUCCGCCAUGAAGAUGGAAUUGUAUUAAUUUACUACAGAAUUUAUUUUCAAAAACAUUUGAGGUAUGUGGUUUAAUGGUUUUUGUUUGUUUUACUUUCAAUGUCACAAACCAUAAGUAAAAUAAGUUUUUGUAUUUA